GUCUCCUAUUUUUGGUAUAUUCAGCUGAGGACGUAUCUGGCAGCAUGGAUCAUACGGUGGGUGACAAAAUACACAGAUUUUUAAAACAAAGAGUAUUUGGGAUUUUUAUGUUUUGUCACCUGUUUUUUUUUUUUUUUUCUGUUAAUAGCAGGGGUCUUUGGUGAAAGGAGGCGUGUUCAUUGUCCACCAAAACCAUGAAGGGAAGCACCAGUACAAAGUAGAAAAUGUGAUGAAGGGCAGAAAAGGAGAGAAAAUGUUUGUCAGGUAAAAGUCAGACGCUCUGUCUGUUCCUCUCUCACAGCUCAGACUGAUUAGUUUUAGUGCUCAGACAAAACAUGGUUGGAGGUUUUGGGCAAAUUUUCUCCCUUGGGUCAUUUUGUUGCAGUGUUAAGAAUAAAAUCUAAUGUUUAAAAAAGAGAAUAUUGAAAGGAAAGAAGAGAAAAAAAACUGUCAUUUACAUUUAAAAAGUCUGGAUCAUCUCUUUUCUUUCUUAAAGUCGAUCAGAAGAUUAAAACUCCUCUAGUAGUUCCUCUUGUCAGAUUAAGCAAAAACUGUGUUUUAAUAGUGACUAUGAAGGUUAACAGGAACACAACUUAGUGAUGUUUCUCUGCCGUAGUGAGUUCUGCAUUUGAGACACUUUGACUCUGUGGUUUGCUGUAAGACAGGUUGCAGUGAGGAAACAUUGUGGCUAAUACUGGCACCAGUGGUUCCUUUAAUUUGUUUGUUUUCCAUCGCUGUCUUCAAGCAUUUUAAAGGACAAACACACAGAGAUGCUGCUGGAGAACUUAAAACCCCAGCCAGAUCAACUUGAGUAUCUCUCGUCACGUGUUGCAUAGCCAUUAUUAACAGUGAAAAUGAUAAUGAGCUACGUUUGAAACCCCGAAACAAAGUAUUUUUGUUUUAUUUUAUUAAUUUCUCAGGAGAGGAGACAAACUGAUGCAGAUAAACGGCAUGGACUUGCACGAUCUUACACCUGAAGAGUUGGCACAAAUGUUGGCAGAGGGCAACCCUAAACUUGUGAGUUCACCAGCUUUUUACAGAUUUCUCUGCAGCAUUUCUAGGAUGUGAAGUCUACAGAAUAAACAUUCAGUCUGACUCUAUAUCCACGUCUUUCCCUCCUCUUUCUGAUCUUCAGACAGUGCACAAAGCUGAAGUGAUGAAGGAGCGCGCACAGCAGUCCCUCCCGGCUGAGGAUACUAUACAUCCUGUCUCUAAGGAAAACAUAGUCCUCAGUUUCUGCAUGAAGAUGAGGAGGGAGGAGGACUUGGACUUGGAUGAGAAUGACAUGGGGCUGGGCGGAGAAGAAAGUAGGAAUGAGAGUACAGAGGAUGAGGUCUGUCAAACUGACAAUGGAGAGAAUGGGGAGGAAAGGGAUCUGCUGGUUGUUACCAUGGUAAAGACCACCAUAUCUGUGGUGGCAGGGCGAGGCUGUGACAUGAGCAGACCCUGUGGGGGGUGUCAAGGGUCAGGAUGCACCUACGAUGAUGUGGUGGUGGUGUCCGAAUCCAGCGAGGUGGUGCUCGGUGAGUAUCCUUACUGUGUUUUCUUCUUUUACUGCUGAUUAUUGUAAACUGUUUAGUAAAAUGUUAAAUUCACAAAUUCCAACCUGCUCUAGAUGCCCGUAAAUUUGCUGAAAUACAUCAUCUUUAACUUAAAGUGUUUAAGUUAGGAUUUUUAGCAGAGUAAAGAGAACAAAACCAGAAAAAGAAAAAAAAAGAAGCUUUUCUAAUUGAUAGAGGUGUAAGAAGUAUCAAGACCUUUUACCCACAAGAAGUCACAACAUUAAGUAAGCAUUAAGUAAGGCCUUUGUUUCCUAAUCAACUGGUAAACCCUACAUGUUGUCUAGUGAAAAACUUAAACCAGGAUCAUUUGGAUAUAUAUAUAUAUAUAUAUAUAUAUAUAUAUAUAUAUAUAUAUAUAUAUAUAUAUAAGCAAAGCUUUUCUGAAGUUUUUUCUCUCUAAGGUUCAGGAAAUGAUGACAUUCUUCUGUUGAAUCAGCCAUCAAACAUCAAACAAAGCCUAUUUGAGAGAAAGGUUUAGGAAAUUGUGAAAAUUGAAAAUAAUAUUAACAAAAAUUUAAAUCCUUAAUCUACAAAACUUUAUUCCCUGUAUAGUAAAACCUGUUUGAAUUUUUAUUUUCUUAUUUUUCUAUUUUUAAAAAGUAAAAAAAAUGAGAUGAAAUUAAUCACUUUAUUUUUUCAGUGGAAUUCUCAAAACUAGCAUCAAAGGGUGCCACCCAUGCUGACAUGUAAAUACAGGGGGUACAAAACAGUCAGGCAAAACUUAGGACAGCUGAUAAAAAUGUUAAAAAGAUUAUAAUAAGACAGACAAUAUAGAAAGUAAUACAAGAAAUAAAAGUGGCACACCUGCUUUAUUCAAGUGCUGCGGUAUCUGUGUGUUUUUAUAAUCUCUCACAGUUGCCAGAGGAGGCGGACAAGGUGGAGGAUGCUUCAAGCAAGAAAAACAAUCAAACUACACCGUCAGACAUGCAGCCUCUCACCAAUACCUCAGAGGUCUCUGCAUACAGAACAGCGUCUACACUUCACCCAAUCCAGGUCUGUAGAAAACAGCAGCAUGUUGCAUUGACCAACCUCUACAAAUAUCUACCUUGUCAGCGAUCAUCAAGUUUUGCCUGACUCGGUUGUAGCAGAUGGCUGUUGGACAUGAAUUCUGGUUUCUGCCUGGGUGUUUUGUUUUUUUUUUGCUGUUACUCCCUGCAGAGUGGUUUUUCCAUGACGGUUUAAGUUAGGGAAGUGUUGAGUCAGCUAUAAGCUAUCCUUAUCUCACCCUGUCGAGGGCACAAGUAUUGAUUUAAAGGUUAUUUUAUUUACAUUAUUCCUUACAAUACAUAUAAUGUUAAAUUAAAAAAUUUCAGUCAUUUUUUUUAACAGCCCUUAUCAAGGGGCUUGUCAAAGCCCUUAUCGCAUUGCAGUUUGUGGUUGUUCCGUUUUAUCACUUCUUGUUUUCUUUUUAGCUGCUGGUUGUUGUUCAGCCAGUAACCAAAACUUCCUCCAUGAUGUCCACUGAUGCUAUCAUAAAGUAAUGAUUUUGUUUUUUUGCAUACAGUGAGAGGUGAAAUCAUGAACAAUAAUCUAAAUGUUCUGAAUUUUCUUGGAUUGAUUUCAUGUGUUACAUGUGCGAUCUGGUUGUUCAUCAUCUUUGCACCUCAGAAUUAAUAGCUCUUGUCAAGGGGUUUUGACCAAUCAGAAUCAAGUACUGAGGUUAAAACUCAUCCUACCUUGAGUUUGGGUCAGUUUGUGAAUAAUAUAACAAAGAGUACAGCACAGAUUGAGAUGACAUUCAUUUAAUUUGCAAUAAAACUUGACCGGUUGGGGUUUUAUUGAUGAGUAGAUUUUCUGGUUAUACAUAUAUUUGAGUGUUCAGUCUAUGUUUGUUUUUUUGUGUGUUCAGAGAAUAUCACCAUUUACUCCUACAAGUCAACAUGCUUCAGCUGGUUCUCCAAAGGAAAGCCAGUCGUCCUGAACUUUACUGGGUCCAACUGCUUCCUCAGGUGCUGCAUGGAAGGAGAGCAAGUGCUGCUGCGAGUGGAGGUAAAGACAUCUACUGUGUGAAUGAAGUCUCAUACACUUUACAAUCUACGGCACCUCACAGGUUUGUGUCUGUCAUAGCCGUGUGAGAAGCAGAGGCUGAAGCAGAUCUCUAAGAACGACGAGGGCACCCUCUCCUUCGUCUUCUUCAUGAAGUCCAACAGCUCCCAUCUAAAGUUUGAGUCGGCGCUGCACCGAGGCUGGUUCAUCCAAGUCAUCAACACACAGUCAGUGGGGAUGGCAACGCUGGAUGGAGGGAGUGAAGAACACUCCUUCUACUUCAUCAUUCAGAAGUGACACAGAGUCACUUUCUUCAGGAGGAUUCUCAGUUCGCAUUCAAACAGUGAAAAGGGAAAAGAAACUUGUGUGCUGUUUUAGACUUGUUAUUUCUAAGUGCUGAACUAAUUCUGCCAUUGUAGAAGAACGUAGAUAUGUAUCAUACAGAAAUAUAGAACUCAUACUGUUGUUCAUUUGUUUAUUUGUGAUAAUUGAACUUUUAAGGUGACCUCUUCUCAACCCAGUUUUGUAAUCUGAAUUCAAACAACACGGUUCAAUACUUUCAGAUUGGACCCGCCCACUUUAAAGCGUCAUGAUGUCACCAGGGGGCGCUCAGUUCUGCAGCUCACAAGCAAGUUUGGAAAACAAGUUUUUCAAGAUUUCAAAUCAUGGUGUUGAAUGUGCAAGUUUGGUCAUUUUAGUCUUUAAGAAUUAAAUUACAUGUAAAGCAGACAGCUGGCUGAUGUCUACACUGCAAAAAAACUCAAAUCCUCUCAACUGAAUUUGUGUCAAAUGUGGUCAAAAUGUCUCAUCACAUGUAACUCAAGCUACACAGACCAAACAUCUCCAAAUAUAAGUCUUAUUUAAAGGUAUUUCAAGCCAAAGUUUUCACGAUAAGUUCCUUUAAGACAUUUACAUCUUAUUUUGAGAAACCGUUCUUAAAUGUCUGAACUUAAAUGUCAUAAAUCAACGGAUAGAAGAUGAGAUGAGCGAAGAACUAACACAAACUAUAAGUUUCUUAAAGGAUCUUUAACUAAAGUAUCAAACAUAAGUAGAAUAUUUUAGUCCUCUUUUCAACCCUGUAAGUAAGGCUUCAUUGUAUUAUAUUUGAGGCUAAAGCUAACUUUAACUGUAUCCUGGUGUUUUGGUUUAACUUGUGACCUUGCUAACUGGUGACUUUUACCCAAAUGUACAUUUAUAAUGAGUAAAAAGACAAACAAGUAACAUGAUAAGAAAAACUUUUUGGUACAUUAUAAAGCAUGAUUAUGUGUUCAUGUGAUGUAAACCUCAAGCUAUGUUUUGAUUUUUAUCAUGCUCCUGUAUCGAUGCAUAAACUUACAUUUUUACCAGUAUGAAACUAUGUCGCCAAAUAUCCAGUAACAGAAACAUUCAUGGCAAAGAAAAUAAAGCACUAUGCAUUAAGUUUGAGCUGCAUGUCACUUAAAUAAUCUGAGUGUCCAUCAUAACAACAGCACAUGAAACUUAUUCUUGAUUUCAGAAAGCGUCAAGUUCUGCAAAUGACAAAAGAUGAACUGAAAGCGACAAAGAAAAACCUCUGUCCGACCUGACCUGCACUGUAAAUAAAACCUCAAACCAUCAUAAGAUCAAGUAUCGAGUGUCUCUAGAUAUCCUGCUUGUGCAAAAGUAUCUGAUAAAUUUGUGCCGUGACUUCUGUGUGUAAUUGAAAUACUGAUGUAUGUAAUGGUGCAUUAAUGGUGCAAAUUAUAACGACUAAAAAUACUGCUGACUUAAAA
Xyrichtys novacula (pearly razorfish) is the source of this 5299-nucleotide messenger RNA. Lineage: Eukaryota; Metazoa; Chordata; Actinopteri; Labriformes; Labridae. The record is from the annotation of a GenBank genome assembly.